This is a messenger RNA of Entelurus aequoreus (snake pipefish), 6581 nucleotides long. RefSeq names its product ligand-dependent corepressor. The transcript is spliced from 7 exons. Gene Ontology annotation, cellular component: nucleus. Gene Ontology annotation, molecular function: DNA binding. NCBI's taxonomy places the organism in Eukaryota, Metazoa, Chordata, Actinopteri, Syngnathiformes, Syngnathidae. The coding region runs from base 56 to 5236 and encodes 1726 amino acids. Gene Ontology annotation, biological process: regulation of transcription by RNA polymerase II. The record is from RefSeq and is a predicted model, not a curated record.
CCCAUCGCUUCCUCUUGCCGUGCGGGUGCCCGCCGCCGGAGAAGAAAGACAGAAAAUGGCGAGUCAGUGUAAAAGGCAGCAAUGCUCCAUCGACAGGCGCGGCUUUCGACAGGAACUGGACUCUUGGCGGCACAAACUCAUCCACUGUGUAGGUUUUGAGAGCAUUCUUGAAGGUCUGUUUGGCUCAGAGCUGGUAGAAGAAUUACAGAUAUUUAAGGAUUUGGAGCCUGUAGCAUCAUCAUCUGACUGGUCAUUUGAUGAAAAUUGUUUGUUCUGUUGUUUUCGACGAGAUAAAGUAAAGGAACACUUGAUUGGCUUAAGUAGCGAGGAGAGUUUCCAAGAUCCGCUCAAACCUCUCCCGGUGAAUGAUCAGACCACCGUCAGCAGAUUAGAGAAGCAAGCAGAGGAAUUUCUCAAUGCAGUCCUCUGUAAUAAAGAUGUGCCAAGUUUCUCCGACCCACACAUCCCAGUAGUGGCGCGAGAGAUCCUCCAGAGAAUGAUCCGACAGUUUGCCACCGAAUAUACCUCAAAAACCAGCUCUCCUCAGGAUAGUGGUUCAGAAACCAAGCCAAGCUCGGACCAAAGCCCGCAGACCCCAGCCGUGACUUCUGGGGCUCCACCCAGCAGCCCCUCUGCCGUGGUGGCGAGGCCUGCACAUAGCCACAACCCCGUCCUCAGCAAGCUCCUCAUGGCGGACCAGGACGCCCCUCUUGAUCUCACAGUCAAGAAACCCCCGUCUGAGCCCACAGAGCAAGAGGGAGUCCUUGACUUGUCCAUCAAAAAGAGUCGCCAUAGCAGCAGUUUGCCCAGCAACAGUCCAUGCCUUUCUUCUAAGGUAUCUACAAUCAAGAGUGAGCGUACAGUCUUGCCUAUUGCAAUGGCAAAAGAACUGCAGUCCACCUCAACACUGGAACAGUUCAUGGCCAAACUCUGCCGCCAUCAUCAGAGACAGAUUGUUGACGCCAUAGGUUUCCUGCAAACUGAGGUCAAGGCACUGGCGGCUUCCAAGACACUGCAAACUAAUAACUCCACCUUUGAAAUCCAGGGAACAACCAGCUCCUACCCGAUCACACCUGAGAAGUCAUGCUUGAAUCUUAAGUUUCCCUUGGAAUCGACACCGAAAUCUGAAGUACUGGAUAUGUCCUGUCCUACCCAAAGCAAGUGUGUCACUGAAAACCUUCUCAAGACUGCACUUCUAUUGCCAACGUCUGUUUCCUCUAGCCCUGUGUUGGAUCUUCAAAGCCCCCAGUCAAGUAGCAGUCCGUGUGACCAUGCUCCUCUUAAGAUGAAAAUAAUGAAAAGCAGUAAUGUUGCUGCUGGUAAAAAGUUAUCUUGUGUGCUGACCACCUCACUUUCGUCUGACUCUGGUACUUCGGAGGCCCGACAAAAUAACUCCAAUUUACCCAACAGAACAGAGACUCAUAGCGCUAGACUAAGCUCCUCUCUGAAAAAACAAAAUCUUCUCAGUCACUCGCAUCCUGCUAGACAGAGAGGAGCUGUUUGGCACAACAAAAAUUUACCAAUUAAACAAUAUUCGCCUCCUGAGGCUACUACUGUAACUCCAACACGAAAUGCCAGGAAGACAAUUCGGCCAGCCAAUCAGCAACAGACUCGACACGCUCCUUAUAGGAUGGUUGAUCCAGAUCUAGGCAACUGUGACAUUGUUUAUAUUGACAAACCCAUUACUGAGUGCUUUAAAGAACAACAGCGUAACUUGCUUCCCCGCCGCAAUGCCCGGAAAAGCACCAGGGGACAUUUGUACACAGAUGAAAUUUGGGAGUUAAAAACGGUCCGCACGUUAGCUGGAAGAGGCAACUGUCCUAAUCCAAUGCCAGAGUUAAUCACACUGGUGACUCCAAAACAGAUCCUUUCAAAGCCAGAAGGUGUACCUCCGGUGGAUAGGCCUUUAGCUGGAGCAUGUAAAGAGAGAAUAAGUGAGCAAAUGUCCUCAAAAGAGUCUGAUGAAAUAGUGAUACCAGGGACAGGUGAAGUGGUAGAGGUAGCAGCCAGUGAAGCUGACAUUAUAGUAGAAACCAGUCAGACAGAUCAGUGUCAGAACAAGUUAGAAGCCCCUCAACCUCAAGUAAAUUCUCUAUCUGAGAACAUAGUAACAACUAUCAGCACAAAUGACCUCCAAUUAGAGGAGGGAACAUCCUCUGAGUGCAAGAAAACAUCGCAAAGUGAGGAAAUUGCGGCGCAGACCACAUUUGAAGCAGAAAAGGAACAAGAACCUGAACCUGAACAAACCAAAUUUACUACAGCAAUUGUGUCACAAACAGAACAAUCAGAGGAAGCCAACACAGAAGAAGCUGAAGUUCAAAUUCCAUGUAAUAAACUGCAUGACAGUGAGACUUUCCCCCUCCACACGAGCACCCCAUCACCCAUGGAACAUGAGGGGACGCAGGAAAAUGAGAAUGCCUCAGACAUUGAGGGGCCACAAGAACCUCAGCCGAAAAAGCAGACAUUCUCAGAUAACCUUGAAGAGAAUGAAACAUCUUUGACAUCAGGACCAUCCGAAGAGCAGCUGUUGAGUGAGCAAGAAAGUACAGCAGCUGUCGAUGCUGAAGGUAUUUUGCCUGUACCAGCGUUUGAAGAAGAUGAUGAAUGUGAUAUUUCCUCAAAGACAAUGGAUUCUCUCCUGAAGGAAUUACCCCCUUGGCGUAGAAAAAAAGGCACUAUGAAAAAUAUGCCAAAGAGGUUAAAGCAAAUGGAAACGGUGAUCGUGGGCUAUGUUAAUGGAAGACCUGUAUCAGCCUCUGACAGGAGUCUGCGCCGUAGAUCAAACAGCAGUGGCACAUCACCCACUAAAACCCCAGUGAAACAAAUUCAGAGAGUUCCCAAACAUGCUCAAGCCGACUCUCCAGAGACCGUGAACCAAGAAAAAAAUACAACUGAAUCAGAGGUGUCUACAGAAGCCAUUGUGAUCACACCUGAACUUCCUCCAGUGGCAACCUCUGACAUACCUGAAAACCCUACAGUUAAGAUCUCCCCCAAAUCCAAACCAAUCCAAAACCAAAAUCAAGGCCAUGAAGAUGAUCCACUGGAUUCUGGCAAUGAAACCAAACGACAACUAAGAUCACAACUAAGAUCAGCCGUCCAGAAACCUGCCGAAACUUCUCUAUCAGCGCCUUCUCCUAAUUGUAUUUUACCCCCUGCUCCUGCAGCCAUGCCCCCCAUUUCUCCUCCUCCUCCUUUGACAGGUUUGACUUCACCUGCAACUCCAGAACAGUCUCAACCAAGCACAGUCCAAGAGACAGAGGUGGAGGUAAAUAGUCAAAAAACUCCGUCAACAGGCAGUCUUUCAGAAGAAGUCCAAAGUAUAUUGGUUAAACAAACAUUAAGAUCUUCACAGGUGGCUGUAGAAGAAAGUAAAAACGAGACUCAUCAGCUUGACACUGACUUAUCAAGCCCAUUAGAAGAUGAGAUUAAAAUGCAGACAAGGAUGACACCAUUAAGAGGAAAACGGGUCCUCAUAAUGGAACCAUCACCAGAGAAACAAAAAACAAAUGCAGUAUCUUUAGAGGGAAGUUCUACAAGUUCACCUGCAGUUGACAAGCCCACAAGAAUGCCACUGAGGAGUGAGAGCAGUAAAGCCGAUACGUCCCCACAACCAGACCCUCAGUCACCGCUACCUGACAACAAAAAGCUAUCUUUGCGAUCCCAAAGGUUGUCUUUGCCCUCUACAAGCGCUCUCCCUGUACUUGGAAAGAACACUGAGGUGGUGUCACCUACCAGAACAACUCCAUCCAAAACUCAUAUCAAGUCACCUCCAUCAUUUGCUGCAUCUGUUCUGCCUCGUAGUCCCGCCUCCACUGUUAUUUCACAGAGACUAAAGCCGCCCAGACAAACCAAUAAAUUCUUGAAGGAACUGACUGGAGAAAAAAAUCAACUGCUGCUGACUAACUUAAACCUCAAAUAUGAAAAGAUGCAGAAAGGCUGGCUGCAAAUGGACAGAGAUGGUCAGCCAGCAACAAAAUAUAAAAACAAAUCAGACAGACAAGCCGCCAUAUGGAAGAGUAAACGCAGGGCCCGCAAGCCAAAGACUUUAGAACCACAGAAGUAUUCACCAGUGCAAAUGCUCUUCAGCCAAGACUUAGAUCUUUCUAGUAUUUGUCGCUGGUUCCUAGAAUCAACAGAAACCCAAUCUCUUGUCAUCGUUAAGAAAAUAAACACACGUCUUCCGUCAGAAACUCAGCUGUGCUUCCACAGUUCAUCUAGUGCAUCGGGGAUCUCUCAGGGCGUUUUUCCAAGCUUGCAGGCGGAACGCCUGAAGAAACACUUGAAAAAGUUUGCAAUCGCCUCUCCCGUAAAGAGCAACCCGAAAAGUCAGAAACUUAUAGCCAAAACGCUGGAGCAGGGAACCCCCUCCGUCAAAGGCAAAGAGAGGCAAGAACUUCCCAGCACUGCUCCCACCAAUCAGACACACGCCAGAGUUGACACUAAGGGGCAAACUAACGAAUCUCAGAAAGGUCCUGCUAAGCCAAAGAAUCCGGCUAGUGCCAGGAUUUUGAGGAAAUACUCCAAUAUUCGGGAAAAGAUGCAUGUCCAGCAAACCAAUGUUCGAAUGAAAGGUGUCUCUCAAAACUUAAAAGCUAAAAGUUUAAAAAUACCGACCAGAGAACCUGCUUCUGAGUCAGCAGUCAAUCCAUCUCAGAAGGCACCAAAAUUACCCCUUCCUGUCGCUAAACAAGUCAAAGCAAAAAAAAUAGCAGUCAGGAGAACGUUGGCUCGAAGAAAGUCUACAAGGCUUCAAGCUGUCAAGGCUCAGGACGCACCUCCAGUUAAGAGGUGUUCGCAGCGACUGAAUUCUCUGGUUGAUGCAUCAAAAAGUCAAGCAGACAAAAAGACACCAGAAGUAGACAAAGAUGCAGAAAAGCCCACUGUGAACAAAGUCAACGCUGUUAAAAAUCAAGUAAAUGAAUCGCCGGACAGAAAAGAAAUGAAAGGUGUGCAAGAAGCCCCCGAGGCAGAGGUGAAGCUUCCAAGUGCUCCAGACCAAGUGCUGACCAGAUCCCAGAGAAAUAUGAAGGCAGCAUCAAACGAUGGCUCCGUUCCCGUGACGAAGACGUCCAAGAUGGCGAAGGAGCAUGUGUCUCUUAAGUCCACCAAAAAGACAGAGGGAAUCACCAGAAAAGCUGCUGUGAAGACAAAUCGUGACGCCAUGCGGUCGCGUACGAGAGCUCAGGAACUCCUAGCGCCGCCUGCUAAACGCACCCGGAUGUCACAGUGUAUCUGACUCCUUUGUUUUAUCACUUUUAUCUGGAAUACAUUCAGAAGGAAGUCCCAACCGAACAAUGAACUUCAGUAUGCAAAUGCUUUGGCUUUGACAAAAGGUGCAGGCAAGAUUGUUUGCUGCUUCAGGGACAAAAACCUUGUUUGUUGUUUUUGUUUUUUAAAUGCAAAUGAAGAACCACAUUUACGGGUGUGUGGCUUCAAAGUGACACUAAGUAAUUGUCCCUCCAUGUUUUUUUCUCUCGUGAGAUAAAAGCUUUGCAGUCUCCGGCCCGCCUUCCAAUCACAGCCGAGUGAUCAUGGGACUGCUCUGACCAGGUGCCUUAUUUAUAAAGUUCAAAGAAUGUCUAUAUAAAUGUGAACUCUCCUCAUUUGGUUUCCCCGAGCGUAUGCAAAGAACACCCUGGAGUCGACCUAACGUAGCUGACCGGUGUUUUUCCAGCAUUACCUUUUAUUUAAGUUGCAGAAGGAUAUUUAAACAAGUGUUAGCCAAGACCGUGUAUUUGUUUCCCCUGCUGGUGAAGUACAGUACUUUGUACACGACCGUGAUCUACUACUAAAGAAGCCCACCAGGGAUGUCUUUUGGGGCGGAGUUUUGUGUUUUAGGAAUCUUGAAAGCCCGUGGAGGUUCAGACCGUAGUCAAGAGCGCAGAGUUUGUGACUAGAGUGCAGGAACUGCUUUUCUGUUGUGGAGCCAUCUUUCUUAGCAGUGCUUUUGGUGCACAGCUCCAACAAUGUGUGUUGGAACUUGUGGCUAAGAACAUUUCUCUCUGUUACUCUUUAGCGCCCCUUAAAGGGACUGUGCAUCUUCAAACUGAUUCUAUUAUCACUCAUUUCAUGUAUUUUCUGACUUCUGCCACAAAGACCUCUGCCACCCCCCCUACAGGAAGUAUGCAUUAACUUUAAAACUGCUGUCGAGCAUUAAUGGCACAUUCCAUGUUGCACCAUACAACUUUAUAUAUUGUGACGCCUUCCAUGCUAGUAACUGACUUAAGAGGGUCAAAGGAAAACCGAAAUAACAUUUUUAUCAGCACUGUUUAUUUUAUCCUGGUCAUUUUUCUUUGGAAACCCUUCCAUGUACAGUACACAAGCAUCUUGUUUUUCCGUCUUUUUAAUUAUUGUUAUUUAAGAGCUGUGCGCCGCAUCCUAAAUGUAGACCAUCCGAAACAGUCCACCAAAUAUUCAAACUUGAAUGUGUUUGUUCUCUACACUUGCUAUUUAAAGUUUAUUUCUUUUUUUGUAUAUUAGAAAGAGAAGAGUGCUUUAUUUGUGGUAAUCCCAGCAAUGACAUGUUUGUGUUAGGAAGGAUGUAUUUUUGCUGCAGCUGAUAUAAAAAUGGAUGACUUUUA